This is a messenger RNA of Notothenia coriiceps (black rockcod), 487 nucleotides long. RefSeq names its product NADH dehydrogenase [ubiquinone] iron-sulfur protein 8, mitochondrial-like. Gene Ontology annotation, biological process: mitochondrial electron transport, NADH to ubiquinone; mitochondrial respiratory chain complex I assembly. The record is from RefSeq and is a predicted model, not a curated record. The annotation marks the transcript as partial. Gene Ontology annotation, molecular function: NADH dehydrogenase activity; 4 iron, 4 sulfur cluster binding. The transcript has 4 exons. Gene Ontology annotation, cellular component: respiratory chain complex I; membrane. NCBI's taxonomy places the organism in Eukaryota, Metazoa, Chordata, Actinopteri, Perciformes, Nototheniidae.
GCAUGGAGAACGUACUCCCAACACAGUAUAAGCAGCUCACCUGUUGUGUUUGUGUGUGCAGAGUAUGUCAAUGCCAAAGACAUCCCCACAGACAUGAAGUCCAUCACAGACCGGGCGGCUCAGACUCUGCUGUGGACGGAGCUCUUCAGAGGUCUUGGCAUGACAAUGAGCUACCUGUUUAGAGAGCCCGCCACCAUCAACUACCCGUUUGAGAAAGGGCCCCUGUCCCCCCGCUUCAGAGGAGAACACGCACUGCGCAGGUAUCCUUCAGGAGAGGAGCGCUGCAUCGCCUGCAAGCUGUGUGAAGCCAUUUGCCCUGCACAGGCCAUCACCAUCGAAGCAGAGACUCGUGCUGACGGCAGCAGGAGGACGACUCGCUACGACAUCGACAUGACCAAAUGCAUCUACUGCGGCUUCUGUCAGGAGGCGUGUCCUGUGGAUGCCAUCGUAGAGGUGGGUGUAUAAUCCUGACGAUGUGUGACACACA